Molecule: messenger RNA, 1855 nt
Organism: Drosophila willistoni
Lineage: Eukaryota; Metazoa; Arthropoda; Insecta; Diptera; Drosophilidae
Exons: 2
Coding region: 16-1710 (564 amino acids)
Source: RefSeq, a predicted model, not a curated record
UUACUCAUUACAGAAAUGUCAGUUAAUCGGAACCAACUAUUUCGAAUUUUAUUUGUUAUUAUAUUUUUGAAAUUAUUAUUUCUUUUGGUCUUGUAUAUGCGAAGCAAUGUUUAUAUUAAUCAAGAGACUUCAAUGGUCAGUGGGAAGCCAAUUAAAGUGCAAAUUUACGAUAAACUGCUGAUCGAUCGAAGAGGAGAACCUUCAUUGAAGCAACGCUUGAAAUGGAUACGCAAGGAAAUGCCCUCAUUUCCAUUAGACGAGUUAUUAAAUCGCCAAAAUUUAGCCGAAGACCCGAAACAAUGCGGUUUUGUUCCUCAUAUAUUAAAUAUACGAUUUCACAACGAUUACUGGCAAACGGCUAAAACGAAGAAUCUCACAUAUUUUCUCUUUGGAGCCUAUUAUGAUAAUCGGGAAGCAGUCCCAGAGGCCCCGUUAGUGCGACUUCUAGCUAUGAUUGACACGCCAUCGACAAAGGAUUAUCAAUAUCCGAAAAUCUAUUGCCAAUUCUGGCUAAAGGAUCAAAAGGAGCCGGUGAUUGUACCAGUGAGUUCGCAUAAAAAGAUGUGGCCAUUUGGUUGGGCACCCGAACGAUUCUAUCCGCAUUUUUUGGAUUGUCCCCUGCCCGAGGGUGACUACAAAUGGAUGAUACCACAGAUGGUAUCCCUGGUGGCCAAGAGAUGCGAAAGGGGCACCAAUUUGUUGAAGGUGAUCUAUGAACCGGAUGAGGACAAAGACAAAGACAAAGACGAUGUGCUGACAUCAGACAACCAGAAUGCCUCCCGAUUUGUCGUUUGUGUAAAGACUAUGGAUUUUCUUUAUGUCGAUAAGUCAUGGAGAUUAAUUGAAUGGCUGGAAUUGAUGCGACUUCUUGGUGUUGGCAAAGUCGUUUUAUAUGACGGCAAUAUGCAUACGAAUAUGUCCCGUGUAGUGCACCAUUAUUUGGAAACAAAUUCUGAGUUCGUUGAAUUGCGUCCCAUGUCGUUGGGCCGAGGGGAACCGCAUUCGCCCACUCAUUUUCAUCACUAUGCCAUGAUGGACGAUGGUUUCAAUAGAAUUCUCAACGAAAUGAUACCCUAUAACGAUUGCUUCUACAGGAAUAUGUAUCGCUAUGAUUAUGUGGGUGUCUUUGAUAUUGAUGAGGUCAUAAUGCCACUGCACAAUGUGACCAAUUGGUCGGAACUAGUCGAGCUGGCUCGCAUUGUUCCCGACUAUGGGGGAGUGACUCCAGAGAAUUGCACUGAAUGGGUUAGCUUCUGCUUUCGCAAUGUCUACUUCCCCAGAUAUCCCGAGAGACCCAAGGUCUAUAAGAAUCUAUCAAGUUCCUUCUAUAUGCUUCAGCAUGUGGAGCGUGUCCAACAGCAUUGCAAUCGUGGCGACGCGGCCAAAUGUUUGCAUGACACUCGUUUCGCGGUGGCUCUCCACAACCAUUUCACCUUCUAUCACACGGAGGAGGCAAGUUGUAAGGCCAAAUCGGUGCCCAUUGCUUAUGCCCAGCUGCAUCAUUAUAGGGAACCCGAUACCAAAUCCCUGCUUAUAAAUCCCAUUAUCGAUGAUAAUAUUUGGCGCUUUCAGCCGGAAUUGCAACAACGCAUUGAGCACAAAUAUAAGACUCUCGGUUUCCUGCCCGAUCGCCACAAAUUGCAGGAAAUCGAAACACAUCGUAGGCAUUUGGAUGAACAACAACUAAAAGAUGCCAUAAUUCACAGUUAAAAUGUUAUAAAUUUAUAUUUUAAAUCCAAAGUUAUUUUGGCUAUAGCUUCAAUAGCUUUUGGCUUAGGGGGAAAUACGAGUACGUUCUAAGUAUGCUUGGCUUCUCUAUACGACCGAAAAAAUACAAAAAAUUAUAAUUCCAUAA